UGUUGGGCUGAAAAGCCAAAAUUUUAAUGGUGUUCAAAAAAAAUCAUGUUAUAAAAUAAUAAAUAAUUUUUUAAUUUAAAAGAAAUUAACAAUAUUUUGUUAAAAAUGAGUAAGAAAAUGUGGAAUAAGAUUUUCAAAUCGAAAUCAUCCAAAAGUGCUAAGAUACCCGCCAGCGUUUCAAGUAAUACGGAUAUAAAUUAUAAACGUUGCAGCAUUUAUGAAGAGUAUCAGCAAUUAAAUGGUUUAGUGAAUAGUGAAAAAAGCGCACAUAACUUAAAAAAAUUUAAAGAAAAUAAACCCCAAACGAACGAAAAUAUAAUUGCUGCAGUAACCGCAGUGAAAAAUGAUCAAACCAAAAAUGAUGUGAUUGCACCUUCAAUUGCAAUUGUCGCUGGCAACACUUUUUUGCAAAGUGUUGAAACAGUGCCCGGUUCCAAUCCGAAGCAGCAGUCAACAUUCGCAAAAGUUGUCAAUACUCUUACGCUUAAGCGCAGCACUCAACAGCAAAAAGAUUCAAAAUCGUCCAAAGCCCGAGGCAACGGCAACAACAGCAGCAAUUGCAAUGAAAACGGAAGUGCAACAUUAAAAAAAAACAAAACAAAAGAACGAUCAACUUCUAAAAAUAAUAAAAAAAGUGAGUCUACGAAUAUUGCUACUGUGCCGCCUCCAUUGCAUGCAUCCACUCAUUCAUUGAUAUCAACCUGCUCCAGACGUUCUUCACAAUAUAUAAUUGUUGUUAGCAAAAUUGUUUGUGAUGCUCCAAAUGCAUUCAAUGACGAUAGCAAUGUUGCCGCUUAUACAAAAGUCGCUGUCAAUGAUAUUGCAAAACAUGCGCGAUCGCCCGUAACAUGUUGCAAUGUUGCUAACUUGACUAACACCAACAAAUGCCUGCAUGUUUCAAAACAAAAUAUCAAAAUAACGGAGCCAACAGAACAACCUGAUCCCGAUACCAGCGAUGAGCUGUUUCCUUGUCCAAUUUGUAAUCGGACUUUCCAUCCUUUGAUAUUUGAAAAACAUGCGAGCAUCUGCGAACGUACUGCGAAAAAAAAGCGACAACCUUUCGAUUCUAAACGACAAAGAACAGAGGGAACUGAUCUAGCAAACUAUAAUCCGCCCCGAUUACCUGGUGCACGUGUGAGUCAUACGUUGUUGUCUCCAAGACUAACUACGCGAAAGCAGCUGCAAAAUACUGAGUCACCAACUGUUACCACAAUAGCAAGUGCCGCUCCAAAAGUAUCACGUAAUAUAUCCACUACGUCAGCAUCAGGGUCAAGUAGUAACACACCACUAUAUCAGAGAUCUAUUUCGGAGUCAUCAAAACGUUCUAUGAUACCGCCAGAAGAGCAUUGUCCAUACUGCGGACGAACAUUUUGUCGCAAAGCUUUUGAUACCCAUGUUGGCUACUGCAAGACAAAAUUAUUGAGAGAUGCAAAUAAGCCAGUUGAUCCUAGUAAAGAAGUACUAAGGGAACGCAUGGAAAUGCGUCAGAAAUUUGUACCACCAUUAUUGAAAAGCAAACGUUACCUUAAUCGCGUAAAAUACUCAGCAGCUGAGGCAGUUGAGGCUCGCGAGGCCGCCAAAAAUCAGAGUAAAAAUGAAAGUACAAUUUCUGUUGUGGAUAAAGAACUUAACUCGAAGACACCAUUGGCUAAACACCAUGAUAGCUAUAAUGAAAGUGUAAAUAAUAAUAAUAUAGCAAGUCUCAACAGCACCAACAGCAGAAAAACUACAAAUGAUGGCAAUAGUUUAAUUACAUCUAACGAUAAAAUUGGCAUAAUGUCAUUAUCAAUGACUUCAUCUCUAACAAGUAACAGCUUGGAUAGAUCAUUUUACUUCUUAGCUGGUGGCAUUGUUAUUCAUAAUAAUGCCGUUGAUAUUAAUGAUAAUCUAUUGCCAACAGAGAAUGGCAAUUUCAAUUUCAGACUUCAAUCAAAAAGAUGA
Messenger RNA from Teleopsis dalmanni, 1941 nucleotides. RefSeq lists its product as uncharacterized. The record is from RefSeq and is a predicted model, not a curated record. Lineage: Eukaryota; Metazoa; Arthropoda; Insecta; Diptera; Diopsidae. Bases 106 to 1941 code for a protein of 611 amino acids. The transcript has 5 exons.